Messenger RNA from Hippocampus comes (tiger tail seahorse), 2063 nucleotides. RefSeq names its product N-acetyllactosaminide beta-1,3-N-acetylglucosaminyltransferase 3. Gene Ontology annotation, cellular component: Golgi membrane. The transcript has 3 exons. Gene Ontology annotation, molecular function: UDP-glycosyltransferase activity; hexosyltransferase activity. The coding region runs from base 77 to 1357 and encodes 426 amino acids. Gene Ontology annotation, biological process: protein O-linked glycosylation; poly-N-acetyllactosamine biosynthetic process. Lineage: Eukaryota; Metazoa; Chordata; Actinopteri; Syngnathiformes; Syngnathidae. The record is from RefSeq and is a predicted model, not a curated record.
UCGGCUGUGCUUCUGCACACGCUCACCACACGCGCUCGCUCAAAAAAAGCUGAAGGUCUCUGACAAAGAUUUUGUCAUGUUGGGAAAAAGGGUGAGGUCAGUAUCAUGUCAAGGCGUUGAAGUUUUCCAGUCGUUCCAAAGCCUCCGUGUUGUAAAAUCAGAGGUGAAAACUCUACUUCCAGUGAAGCUAGGACAUUGUGUACAAUGCACAGUUCCGAGGAUGACACACUUGAGACUUCGGACGUACUUGCUGCUUGGAAUUCUCUCUGUGUUCAUCAUCAUCCAUCUCCUUGUGGAUGUUAUUGACCAAAAGAGCAUUCGCCUCCAAGCAAGCAUGAAAAAGGAUCGAAAUAGCAUUAUGGAGGCGACCAACCAGACCGAUACCUUCUUUUGGCCGAGCCCAGUUUGUCCUCGAAACAUGUCUGUAGCCAACAUGAAAGGCUUCGACUCUCUUCCUGCUCAUAUUAGAGACUUUCUGUACUACCGCCACUGUCGCCGCUUCCCUCUGCUACUGGACCUGCCUGAUAAAUGUGGCGGAGUUGAACGGUCGGGGGACGUCUUCCUCCUAUUGGUCAUUAAAAGCUCUCCUGUGAAUUACGAGCGCAGAGAGGUGCUGCGCAAGACCUGGGCGAAGGAGCGAUUGCACAAUGGGGUUUGGAUCAGAAGGCUCUUCCUCUCGGGUACGACGAAUCAAGGCUUUGAGAAGAUGAGGCUGAAUAAGCUCCUCCAAGCAGAGCAACGCGAGUACAACGAUAUUAUCCAGUGGGACUUUACUGACUCCUUCUACAACCUCACCUUGAAGCAAGUACUUUUCCUGGAAUGGAUGGAAAGAAACUGUCCAAACGCUCGCUUUUUGUUCAACGGUGACGAUGACGUUUUUGCCAACACGGACAAUAUGGUGGAGUUCCUCCAGAGCCUUAAAGACAACGAUGGGCGCAAACACCUCUUCAUCGGGCAUCUGAUCCAGAAUGUUGGGCCCAUUAGGUCAUCUGGGAGCAAAUAUUACAUCCCCGUUCAGGUGCAUGAGUCAAACUCUUAUCCGCCCUACUGCGGGGGUGGGGGUUUCUUGCUGUCGGGCUACACAGCUUUAGUCAUACACAACAUGUCCCGUUCCAUUACCAUUCUUCCCAUCGAUGACGUUUACAUGGGGAUGUGUCUGGCUAAAGCAGCGCUUGCGCCAAGCUCGCACAUGGGAGUGAAGACAGCGGGACUGUACAUCCCCGCCAGCAAUGUCGACACGUAUGACCCUUGCUACUAUAAAGAAAUGCUGCUGGUCCACCGAUUCCUCCCAGCUCAGAUGUACCUCAUGUGGCAAAGAAUACACGACCGUGCUCUCAAAUGUGGUUCCUCUGGGUAGAGAUGUAAGUCAACUGCGAUUCUCAGGUGAAAGCAAAUGACUCGUUUCCUGGAUUCAAAUGCAGCGCAGGCAUGGUUGCCUGCGUCUGCAUUGCUUGAACAGAGUUUUGCACUUUGAUAAGGCCGACUGUCAACAACAAGGUCAGGCAGUCGGUCUCACCCUCUCGGCAGAACAUGUCUUUUGUGGAUGAGUGGCUAUUGCCAGAAUCUAGUGAAUUUAUUCUCAUGAAAAAUGUUUCAAGCACUCAUAUGUCCAUCAACAUACAUUUUAAUCAUUACUCAAUUAAAAACUUAAGAUAGUUUAUUUAAAACAUAGUUUAUUUAAAAAAAGAAAUCUUGAGACUGUGUUUUUUUUUAUUAUAUUCAUAUUUUAUUAUUUAUGAUAAUGCUUAUAUUUUUUAAAAUGGAUUUUAAAAAAAUCAAACAUUUGACUCAACUAAAUUUAGGUGGAAAAAAUUGACAAAAUGUAAAAAAAAAAAAAAUUAAAUACUUGAUUAUUGAUGAUGUAAAUGCUUUGCAGGGCAGCUUAAAGAACAAAGCAUAUAUGUAGCCCAUUGGCCAUACUUGCCCACCGGUGUUCUAGGCAGGGUACAACCGGGACUGGGCAGCCAUCAUCCAUGGCCACAUUAAUUAGCGUUUCAAUUUUUGUGUAUUCCAAAAGAGAAACAUCAUUUCGUCUGAAGCGACAAAAAAAAAAAAAAAAAAAA